This is a messenger RNA of Micropterus salmoides (largemouth bass), 1856 nucleotides long. It is a transcript of the gene cunh7orf25, whose product is annotated as chromosome unknown C7orf25 homolog. The coding region runs from base 172 to 1407 and encodes 411 amino acids. The record is from RefSeq and is a predicted model, not a curated record. NCBI's taxonomy places the organism in Eukaryota, Metazoa, Chordata, Actinopteri, Centrarchiformes, Centrarchidae. The transcript has 2 exons.
GUAAAUCCGGAAUAGAAGAAGAAGGAGGAGGAGGAGCCGGCGGCGGUCUCCUGCCAGCAGAGCAGAAGAAGAAGAAGAAGACGACGGUCGUCAGCGUUAGCAUUAGCAUUAGCAUUAGCGUUAGCUGGUUUGUAAAGUUCACACGUCACUGCUGCCGUGGGAUGUAGCGACAUGUCUCUGCAGGUGACGUUGCAGCAGAGAAUCGUCUCCGCCCAGAUGUUGCUGCAGCGGGCGGAGACGCUCUGUCCCGGCGUGGAGGGUCACCAGAAGCUCUGUGGGAAACUGCGAGCGGAGCUGCGCUUCCUGCGGCGGGUGGAGGCCGGAGAGCUGCAGGUCAAAGAGUCUCACCUGCACAGCACCAACCUGACUCACCUGACGGCCAUCGUGGAGUCGGCCCAGAGCCUGGAGGGCGUGGUCGCUCUGCUGCACGUCUUCACCUACCAGGACGCCGCCGGAGGCCGGCAGACGCUGGUGGUGGACGUGGUGGCCAAUGGGGGACACACCUGGGUGAAGGCGGUGGGCAGGAAGGCGGAGGCUCUGCACAACAUCUGGCAGGGGCGGGGCCAGUACGGAGACAAGAGCAUCAUCAGGCAGGCCGAAGACUUCCUGCAGGCCGGCCGCCAGCACCUGGUCCAGUACCGACACCCCCACAUCGUCUUCGCCUUCUACAACGGCGUCUCCUGCCCCAUGGCCGACCGCCUGAGGGACAUGGGCGUCUCCGUCCGCGGGGACAUCGUCGCCGUCAACGCCAUGGAGACGGAGGAGGGAGCAGAAGAGGAGGAGGAGCAGGAGGAGGACGACGAGGAGGAGCCGGUCGAAGAUAACGAGGAGGAGGUGACCCGGGUGGACCGCGGCACGGUGGUGGCCAGCCUGGCGUUCCCUGCUCAGGUGCAGGUGGAGGAGUGUCGGCGGGUUAACCUCGACAUCACCACGCUCAUCACGUACGUGUCAUCGCUGAGUCACGGGCGCUGUCACCUCACCUUCAGGGAGCCGGUGCUGACGGAGCAGGCGGCCCAGGAGCGCCGGCUGCAGGUGCUCCCGCAGCUCGACGCCUUCAUGCAGGGGAAGGAGCUGUUCGCCUGCCGCGCCGCCGUCCACGACUUCCAGGUGAUUCUGGACACGCUGGGGGGGCCGGGCGAGAAGGAGCGCGCUCAGAAGCUGCUCGCCCGCCUCCGCGUGGUGGACGACCAGCCUUCGGAGCGCACGCUGCACCUCACGCCAAGCGCCAAAGUCAACCGCCGCUCGCUCAUGAUCUUCGGUACCGGAGACUCGCUGAGAGCCGUGACCAUGACCGCGAACAGCCGGUUCAUCAGGGCGGCGGCCAAUCAGGGCGUCCAAUACAGCGUGUUCAUCCACCAACCCAGAGCCCUGACCGAGGGCAAAGAGUGGAGGGCCACGCCCAUCUGAGACAGCGGGGGCUGCUGGGAGUUUGAGUUAAAUGUUGGUGAAAUAAAAUCUGCUGAGCGUUAAAACAUCGGAGGCACUUCCUGCUCGCCUGCUGCAGGAGGUCACAUGGUUCCUUCCCUUUGCAGCCACAUGUGAUCAGUGACACUUACAUAAAUAUACAUAUAAAUAAAAUGAUAUAUAAUCCUGAAAUAUCUGUGUUGGUUUUGGCAUUGAAUCAAAUUUCCAAAGGCUAAUGCUAAGCUAAUGCUAGGCCCUGUGUCUCGAGCUCAGUUCCUUAUUUUUAUUGGAUCAUUAUUUAAAUGGCUGAACUCUGUAAUGUCUGUUUUUUGCCAGUUAUAUCAUUAAUUUCAACAUUUCUGUUUUUAUUGAUUUAUUUCCUGAUGAACUGUGUGUUGGACGUUCUCUGUAUUUAUUUUCCAGGGUUUCUAAAUAAAGUUUUGUUAGAGUCC